ACACGAUUAAAGCGGACUUGCAAGCCACUCCAUCGUCGCUAGUCUUUGGAUGCGCACAACGCUUACCUGGUGAACUCGUCUCACCAAAAGCGCCAACAACUUUCGACUAUGGCGACUACGCAGCUCGCCUAUCUCAUCACAUGCGACAGCUUCAGCCUGUGCAACCCAGAGCACAGAGCUUGCGUACAAACGUGGACGAACGGUUAACUACUUGCACGCACGUGUUCGUUCGCACUGAUAGCGUACGCCGACCACUUCAGCCUCCUUACUCUGUUCCGUACCGUGUCGUAGGUAGAAGCGACAAAACGUUUACCAUUGACUACAAUGGUAAGACUGAGACGGUCAACGUCGAGCGACUCAAGCCAGCAUACCUUGACAAGUCUGACUCGCCGGUGCAACAAGCACCUUCACAGCCCGUGGCAUCACAGACGGCACCGCAAACGCAGACGAGUCAGCCCGCUCCAGCAGAACCGACAAACACAACCGACAGCACUCUUACCCGCCCUACCCUCAAUCGACGCGGUAGGAAACUCAAGCCUCCAGUUCGUUUUUCAGACUUUGUUAGCACUUAUUAUUUUACAUAG
Dicrocoelium dendriticum is the source of this 584-nucleotide messenger RNA. Lineage: Eukaryota; Metazoa; Platyhelminthes; Trematoda; Plagiorchiida; Dicrocoeliidae. The record is from the annotation of a GenBank genome assembly.